AUGGACUUUGACACGAAGGUCGCUCAUCGUAAAAGUAGGGCACCGUGGCAGUCCAAUGCCAUCAAAUCGAACCCGUAUGCUAAGGCCAAUGCUUCAUACACAGAGAGCAACGCCCAGCUGGGCAAUGGGGCAGGCAAUUCGCUCCAAGUGCCCGGAAACAACCCCAAUCCAUACGGAGUACAGAGUAGCAUGCUCAAUCCAGGAAGUGGACCCGUUUCUGGUAGCAAUGUAUCAAUUAGAGGUGGUGGUGGCGGUGGUGCCGGAGGAGGUGCAGGGGACUACUUGACCCCCAACACCGCAUCUAAUCGUAAAGCUUCAAGAAGAAUGAGUAUUCAUGCCAGUGCCGCCGCAGGAAAUAGGAAUAGAAACGGCUACGACUCGCUGAAUGCUCCGCAGCUUCCGCAGUUGUAUAGAGCUACCUCCAACCAGUCUGCCAUCCUGACCGGUACGACACAGUACAAGCAACAGGUUGCUGGAGACGAGGUCAAUACAAGAAUAAUGGGAGACUUGGCAGGGGGAACAGCCGCAGAAAUAGAUGAAUACUACAAGGUGCUCACCAAGCAGAAAGCGGUGGUCACUCGGGACAUCAAGGAGAACAUAAACGAAAAUCAGAAGAAUAUCUUGGAGCUAACCAAUGACUUGAAGGAUACCCAGGAUGAGUUGUUGCAGUUACGUGUUACCACCAGAGACUUGUACGAGAUCUUAGAUGAUUUCAAAGAUGCUGCACAGAGGAGAAUUGAAUUGGAAAACGACUCGUCAUCACAGUACAACGCCAACAGACUGGCAUCCAACGGUGGCAGCCUGAAAGCUAACACCAAGAGAAAAGAUCGCUCUUCAAUCAUAUAUCUUGAAAAAAUGUGGAAUGAUCAGCUCCAGUCGUUGUUUAAGCACGUUGAAGGUGCUUCUAAAUUCAUCCAGCCGAUCCCAGGGCGCCAUAUCUUGGCGGAAAGUGGCCGCUGGUCUGAAAUCAAUGUAGGGAACUGGAAAAUAGUGAAACCAGCACAUUUAUUCAUUUUAAACGAUGUGAUUUUGAUAGCAACAAAGAAAUACUCCUCAGGUCAAGAUACUGCUACUGUAGCGCCCACAACGCCAUCUGCAUCGAACACUCCUAGAUCAUCUGCUGCAUACAAUGGAAAUAACAACACAAACAAUGCAACAAGCUCCAAGUCGAAACUUCAGGCUGUGCUUUGUUGGCCCUUGCAUGAUGUGAAAUUCUCUGAAAUAACACCACCGACACAAAUCAACAGAUCUGGGAAAGUAGAUGACAAUAAGACCUACUCAAUCAACUUGAAGUCUAAUUCGAUGUCUUAUAUAUAUCAGACUGAUAGAUACGACCAUUUCAUGAAGAUACUGGAAGCUUUCAGAAAGGGACAACAUGAGCUUGCCCAAAAGGAAAGAGCAUUUGAACUUGCUAAUGAAGAGAGCCGUCGUCGUAGUGUUGGAAGACGUGGUGAUGAUGAAGACAAAAAACUGUUGAGGGACUCCAUAAGAAACUCUGGAAUCAUAGGUGAGGAAGAUAGUAACUCUAUAUCUAAAUCUAAGAGUAUAAAGAGACUCAGUGCAGAUGUUGUCUUACAAGAUAUUUCUGCCAAAGUGCACUCAAGAAACAGAUCUCAUGAUUUUAAGAAUGGCUCUCCAAAACUCGGCUCAUCUAAUAGCAAUAGCGGAAGCUCAGCGUUCUUCAAUGAUUUGAAGAGAAUUGAAGAUCGUAUCGAUGAAGUUGAUGUAGAAAUCGCUCACAACAAAUUCUUGGAAUCUGUGGGAUUGAUACGAUACAUCGAAAACAAAAUUGCGAACAUUGAAGCUAGCCUUGAGCAGGGUUCAAGGAAACGUCAAUUACUACAGGAAGAAGAUCCAUCGGCCACCAAUUUGGAAGAUGAAAUCGAAUUGCUCAUUGAAGUUAUAAAUAUCAAAAUAGGUUCCAGAAAGGUGAAGAUCCAAAAAAACUUGAUCUUCGAAUUGCAGCAUAAUAUUACUAUCCUACAGGGUGAUGAAAUAAGUCAAAUUAUGGAGUUCUUCUACAAUUUUGAUCAGCUAGAGAAGGGGGUGACUGCAUACUUACAGGCUAUGUCACAACACCUUAAUGUCACCGCUUCGAAACUUGUAGUAGGAAUUCAAGGCUCAACUAAAAUUGAUGUAGUUAAUUAUUUGUCCAAUAUGGUUAUCAUUUACGUAUCCAUUGUGAAGAAGACAAUUUUCACAUACAAGGAGUUUAUUGUCCCCGUUUUAGACAGAGAUCAAAAGAAUGUGAAUGGUAACCACCUGGUUGCUUCGAUUGAUUCUUCAGGACUCAUAGAUUGGUGUACCGAAGAAAUUACCAGAUUAGUCGGUGGCAUUAAGAAGCAUUUAUACGGAACUUUGGUAACGAUUACCUCACAUGAUUCGGUUACCGAAGAUCCUAUUUACAAAGUGAAAGAUUUAAAAUUAUUCAAUGAGUUCAUUGGUAUUAUUAAGCCAAGAUUGGAUGAAUUGAAGAGUGCCGGAGUCAACCUUGAUUUCUUAUUCCAAGAUAUAUUCCUCUUAAGGUACACGUAA
Molecule: messenger RNA, 2535 nt
Organism: Dujonia railenensis
Lineage: Eukaryota; Fungi; Ascomycota; Pichiomycetes; Serinales; Debaryomycetaceae
Source: the annotation of a GenBank genome assembly